GUCCUGCCUUAUCACAAUCUGACUUCUUUUCAUUCAAGAUUCAAUCGCUAUUUUAUCCCAAAAAUAGGUUGACGGGUUCGUGUUUCGCGUGUACUAGUGUUUUUCGUUUCUGAGGUGUUUUUGUUUGAAUUGUGACUCGAGCGAACUUUUUCAAUUUGGAAAAAUGGGAAAUGUACAUACAGUAGGACCUAAUGAGGCACUCAUAGUAUCAGGAGGCUGCUGUGGUUCUACAAAGAAGGUCACUGUGGUGGGCGGCUGGGCGUGGGCAUGGUGGCUGGUGACAGAUGUCCAGAGGUUAUCCUUGGAGGUUAUGACACUGAACCCUUGCUGUGAGAGCGUGGAAACAGCACAGGGUGUACCGCUUACCGUAACUGGGGUAGCGCAAUGCAAGAUCAUGAAGGCUGAUGAACUUUUGCAAACAGCUUCCGAACAGUUCUUGGGUAAAACCGUCAAGGAAAUCAAGGCUACUAUACUACAGACGUUGGAAGGUCACUUGAGAGCAAUAUUAGGAACUCUUACAGUAGAAGAAGUGUACCGAGACAGGGACCAAUUCGCAGCCUUGGUACGAGAGGUCGCGGCUCCAGAUGUGGGAAGGAUGGGAAUAGAGAUCCUUUCCUUCACGAUCAAGGACGUAUAUGACGACGUGCAAUACCUCGCGUCGCUAGGCAAGGCCCAGACGGCAAGUGUGAAGAGGGACGCUGACGCUGGCGUUGCAGAGGCUAACAGGGACGCUGGGAUAAGGGAAGCGGAAUGCCGAAAGACCGCGAUGGACGUGAAAUACUCGACCGACACGAAAAUCGAAGAUAAUUCUAGGAUGUUCAAGCUUCAAAAGGCUAAUUUCGACCAGGAGAUCAAUACCGCCAAAGCUGAAGCCCAACUGGCCUAUGAACUCCAAGCAGCUAAGAUCCGCCAGAAGAUCAGGAACGAAGAGAUCCAGAUUGAUGUUGUAGAGCGUAAGAAGCAGAUCGAAAUCGAAGUGCAGGAGGUCAUGAGGAAAGAACGGGAAUUGAACGCUACUGUUAGAUUGCCUGCUGAGGCAGAGAGCUACAGGUUGCAGAUGAUCGCUGAGGGAAAUAGAACUCAGACUGUUCAAAAUGCUCAGGCUGACAGCGAGAGAAUAAAGAUGGUUGGACAUGCUGAAGCCAGUGCCAUCUCUAGUGUUGGUAAAGCUGAAGCUUCACGAAUGAAGAUGAAGGCUGCUGUAUACAAACAAUACGGAGAUGCUGCUAUUAUGUCGAUAGUCCUAGAAGCCCUGCCUAAGAUCGCAGCUGAGGUCGCAGCCCCAUUAUCGAAGACCGAAGAAAUAGUCCUUAUAGGAGGUCCUGACAAUACAACUGCCGAAAUAUCUCGUCUAGUUGGACAAAUCCCACCAGCCGUGAAUGCCUUAACCGGAGUCGACCUGUCUAAAGUCUUGUCUAGAAUACCGGGUGCUACAACAAGCACCCUACAGCAAACUGCCACUGUUAAAUAAAUUGUACAUAAGAUACCCUAUUGAUAUCGACGUUAUCCGUGCUAAAUCGACGAUCUGCAAGUGUACUCAGUAUUCCUUAAUUUUAAUUAUGAAAUACCUCAUCUUCAGUUCUAAUUUUUCAUCGAUUCAGCACGUAUAACUGAUUUUUAUUUGAUAUACUUCACAAUUUUUUUAUCCAACUGAAUAAACUUCAAUUAUAUUAUAUGAAGCUUCAACAGUUAAUAUUUCCAACAGCUGAAAAUAUUCUACAGCUUACAAUAUACACAUUUACAUUUUUCUUUAUGUGAAGGGAGUACUGGCCUUCUUUUGUGUCUUUUAUCCGAUCGGUUUCUUGACUCUUGUAUAUUCAUACAAUAUAAUGAUACUGCCAUU
Molecule: messenger RNA, 1843 nt
Organism: Coccinella septempunctata (seven-spotted ladybird)
Lineage: Eukaryota; Metazoa; Arthropoda; Insecta; Coleoptera; Coccinellidae
Product: flotillin-2
Exons: 7
Coding region: 164-1471 (435 amino acids)
Biological process (GO): protein localization to plasma membrane; regulation of myoblast differentiation
Cellular component (GO): plasma membrane
Source: RefSeq, a predicted model, not a curated record